Tachysurus vachellii is the source of this 3892-nucleotide messenger RNA. RefSeq names its product transporter 1, ATP-binding cassette, sub-family B (MDR/TAP) (gene tap1). Gene Ontology annotation, cellular component: membrane. The transcript has 13 exons. The record is from RefSeq and is a predicted model, not a curated record. NCBI's taxonomy places the organism in Eukaryota, Metazoa, Chordata, Actinopteri, Siluriformes, Bagridae. Gene Ontology annotation, molecular function: ATP binding; ABC-type oligopeptide transporter activity; ATP hydrolysis activity. Gene Ontology annotation, biological process: transmembrane transport. Bases 193 to 2373 code for a protein of 726 amino acids.
CGCUUUCUGAGGAAACCCUUCACAACGCCAGUCAUAAGUUUCCUAUUUUUUAAAGCUUAUUUUUGCUCGGUAUUCGACCAUUUUGGAAUCUGUAACCUUUCUGUAAGUCUUCAUGUGAGUCCUUUUCGUGUCUGUAGACGUUUGGAGGCGUUUUAUGAGCAGCUGGUUUUCCCCUUUUCAGUGUUUUAGGGAAUGAAGGCCAAGAUGGCAUCAUAUCUGACUGUUUUCCUGUUCCUGUGCAUGGACGUAUGUGUGGUGAUGUUGUUCGGGGUGACCCGGCUUUCCCCUCUGGUCGUUCCUUAUUCCUUUACAACGCUUUGGGUCGGAGGACUGCUGAGGUUCACCGCGCUUGUCCUCGUCGUCUUUUUUUACCCGGCGAGCCCGGCGUGGAUGAAGCGUACGAGCGGAGUCCAGACCCUUGCUGUGCACAGUUUGGUCUAUCCUGCGUACGUCACACUGCGGUGGGCAUGCGGCUGGUCCACACUGGAGCUCAUCUGGGGCUGGCACACGUGGCAAGGACUGCUUCAGAGCUACGCCGUCUCGGCUCUCUCGCUGCUGCUGUGGGAACGUUAUGUGCCCUCCGUCCACACAAAGAAGGAGGAAAAACCUAAGGAGAAAGGCCAGGCUUCUCUGCAAAGGCUGCUGGGAUACUUAAAGCCGUACCAGGGCCGGUUCACGGCGGUCCUCCUGUUCGUGGUCGCUUCCUCUCUCGGUGAGAUGGCUAUUCCUCAUUACACGGGUAAAAUCACCGACUGGAUCGUGAAGGAGGACGAACCCGAUGCUUUCUCUAACGCCAUUAAAAUCAUGUCGAUCUUGACCGUCAUGAGCGCCGUGUUUGAGUUUGUGUGUGAUCUGAUGUACAACAUCACCAUGAGCCUCGUACACACCGCCAUCCAGAGUCAGGUGUUCGAGUCCGUGCUGAAACAGGAAAUCGCCUUCUUCGAUAAAAGUUCCUCAGGUGAACUCGUGUCCCGGAUCACCAAAGACACCAACGAUAUGAGCGAGUCCCUGAGCGAAGAGCUCAGUCUGCUCAUGUGGUACACCAUGCGUUUAAUCUUCCUCUACGGCUCCAUGCUGCUCCUCUCCGUGCCCCUGUCCGUCUUCACCAUCCUCGGCCUUCCCGUCAUUUGGAUCGUCCCGGAAUUUUCCGGAAAGUUCUACCAGACACAUGCGGUCAAAGUGCAAGAGUCUCUGGCCAAAUCGAACAGCGUCGCCACGGAGACGUUCUCCUCCAUCAAGACGGUGAAAAGCUUCGCCAACGAGGACGGAGAGUCGGAGAGAUACAAGAAGUGCUUGGAGCACACUUACUCGCUCAACAAAGUGGAAGCGGCUGGUUAUGCUGCAUCGACCUGGACCAACAGCAUGUCCAGUCUGGCCUUAAAAGUGAGCAUCCUGUACUAUGGAGGUCAGCUGGUGGCAGGAAAUUCUGUCAGCAGCGGUGAUCUGGUGUCUUUCGUGCUGUUCGAGAUCCAGUUCAGUCACGCUGUGGAGGCUCUGAUGUCCUACUACCCACGGGUGAAGAAAGCCGUCGGCGCCUCAGAGAAGAUCUUCGAGUACGUGGACCGGAAGCCUGAUGUUUCUCCUGAAGGUUCUCUAGCUCCCAAGACGCUCAGGGGUCACGUUCGCUUCAACAACGUCACUUUUGCGUAUCCUACGCGGCCGGACGAGAACGUUCUGAAAGGCGUUUCUCUGGAGCUGAAACCGGGAGAGGUCACCGCUCUGGUUGGUCCAGCUGAUGCUGGAAAAAGCACCAUAGUCAGGUUGCUUGAGAGGUUUUACAAGACGGAGAAAGAAGAGAUCUUACUGGACGGCCGUCCGCUGCAGGACUACAAGGAUCAAUAUCUUCACGAGAAGAUCAGCGUGGUCGCCCAGGAGCCCACCCUGUUCGCCCGCUCCAUUAGAGAGAACAUCAAAUACGGGAAAGCAGACGCCACCGAUGAAGAGAUGUACGAGGCUGCUAAACAGGCCAACGCUCACAAAUUUAUCAGUGGCUUUCCACAUGGCUACGACACCAAUGCUGGAGAAAAAGGAGACGAAGUGUCCGGAGGUCAGAAGCAGCGAAUAGCCAUAGCGAGAGCCCUGAUCCGGAAGCCGCAGAUCCUCAUUCUAGAUGAUUCCACGAGUGACCUGGAUGCUGAGAGCGAGCAUAUGGUGCACCAGGCCCUCCUGAAGAAUUCAAAAGGUCGCACCGUGCUGCUCAUUACCAACAAGAUGGGCGGUGUGGAGAUGGCCGAUAACGUGGUGUUCCUGCAGGGCGGAGAGGUGCUCGAGCAAGGCAACCAUGACAGUCUGCAGAAGAGAAACGGACGGUACGCCGAGUUCGUCCGGCUUCAGAACACCAGCUUCCAUCGUAAGGCUCAGGAAGACAGCUGAACCUUCAUCUUUAUGAAGUAACGACAUGAAUUUAUCACACCGUAUCAGCCCACUUAUAAUAUGAUUCCUGGCAUAUACAGUAUUUCCGCCUGUAGGAAAUAAAUCUAUCAAACCCUCAAUGGCACAGAGAUUAAAAUAUGCAAAACAAAUAUGCCAGUAUUCACAAGAUGUGUACCGCCUACAUAGCACCUUCAUAACAUCAUGUGUGAACUCUUAUUAUGGUAUUCAUUAUGUUUAGAUCAAUAUUCGCAAUAAAAUAGUAUAUAAAUGUAUUAUUUUAUUUAACAAAACACAUUAUGAAUCUUGAUCUAAACAGUUAUGUAUACCUUAUGAAGUGUGCGUAGAUAUUGAGGACUAUUACAUUGAGGAUUAGUUGAAAUUCCACUGGAAAUGAAGCUUCAUAACAGUGUUAUAAACACCCAUACCGUUAAAAUAAGAGUAAAGCACAUGAACACGCAGGUAACCACACGCUGGGCCAAUAAAUAGGUGUGGAGUAAAAAUACAGAAAAUGUGUAAACACACUGUAUAUAAAACCCUUGGGAGUGUGCUGUUAUAGGGGAAAAACAAACAGCAUACAUAGAAGGUUUUAUCCUUUAUCCUUUUUUAAUAUGUUUAUAGUUACAUUUAUUUUCAAGAAACGUCCACAAAACUGGCUCGUUCCCCUUAUCGCUUAUGUUAUAGCAGAUAAGGGCCUAAGGUAAGGGCCUUGCUGGGGCUUGAACCCUGAUCAACAACGCAGAGCCUCAGCCACCACUGACCCCAACUUAUGUACUAUUGCAUAUGUUGGAAUAAAACGGCGGCUUACAAAUUCUCUAGCCGGUAAAUAGCUGUUAAUCCUUUGUUUUGUAGAUGAUGUGAAGACAUGGUGACCAUCUAGAAUAUCAACAAUCACGUAAUAGCAUCAACCACAAGUCUACAAUGUAAAUACAACAAAAACAAGUCAGGAAUAACAACAUUUUCACUCAGAUAUGGUAAAAAUGACUCAUUUUUCUCAGGUAAUCUUGGGAAUACUGGCAUAAAACACUUGUGAUCGCUAUAUGAACAUGUCAUACAUUGAUUAUGUGUGCACUAAAAUGCUUCUGUUGUCUCCAACAAUAAAAAUAAUGUGUUUCUUUUAGGGUUUAAACGUGCGGUGAAAUGAAUCUAUUGACUAUUAAGUUAAUUGUAUUACACAUAAAUUAUAACUUAUAAGUUAUGCAUAACUCACUCCUUAUUGUUGUCAUGUCCUGAAAGUUUCCCUACAUCUGAUGUUUGUAUAAAGAGUUUGUACUAUUGUAAAUUUUAGGAUUUUUAAAUUAGGUGUAAAUAUCACAGCCUUUAAAAAAAUAGUACAAAAGAUCAUUUUUCCUCAUGACUCCCAACCGAAGUGCAGCCAGUGGGACUGUGAAAAUGCUCAUUGUUUUUUUUUUUCUUUAUGCUUACUUUUUUUCCAUUUUAAGCCACUGAAAUAUCACUGUAUGUUAUGUUUUUUUUUUUCCUUGUACUCCAACCAAUAAAAUAUCACAGAACAUGAAGAGCA